UCGGCUGCCGGUAAGUUGGCGGCGCGGUGGCGGCGGCCCCGGGGGAGCGGGCGCCGCGCGCGCUCCCAUUGGCCACCCCGCCGUCAGCUGCUCCUAUUUUCUGCUGUCGCUUUUGGCGCUCGGCCAUCCAGAAACAAACCACUUCGAUGACUCCUAAUAGUUAUCGCCAGAUGUACUAAUACACAACAAAUCACGGUCCGGGAGAGGGGGAGAGCAAAUGAGUUCCUAUUUCGUGAAUCCCACUUUCCCGGGGAGCCUGCCCGGAGGCCAGGACUCUUUCCUCGGGCAGAUCCCCCUGUACCCGGCGGGCUAUGAUGCUCUCAGGCAUUUUCCGGCUUCGUACGGGGCAAGCAGCCUGCAGGACAAGGCUUACACCUCACCUUGUUUCUACCAACAGUCCAACACUGUCAUCGCUUGCAACCGAGCUUCCUAUGAGUACGGAGCCUCUUGUUUUUAUUCGGACAAGGAGACUAGUAGCGUCUCUCCCUCCGGCAGUGGUAAACAGAGGGGGGCCGGGGACUACCUGCACUUUUCUCCCGAUCAGCAGUACAAAUCCAGCGGCGUCCCAGCCAAAAUUGUAAAUGACGAAGGCACCGACCGGAAGUACACGAGCCCUGUUUACCCCUGGAUGCAGCGGAUGAACUCCUGCGCUGGUACAGUAUAUGGAACUCAUGGGAGACGAGGGAGGCAAACUUACACCAGAUACCAAACGCUAGAGUUAGAAAAGGAAUUUCAUUUUAACAGAUACUUAACCCGAAGACGACGUAUUGAGAUUGCAAACGCUCUCUGCCUUACUGAACGCCAGAUUAAAAUAUGGUUUCAAAACAGGCGGAUGAAAUGGAAAAAGGAAAACAAAUUCAUAAAUUCCACACAACCCAGCAGCGAAGAAGCAGAGGAAAAGUCAGGGGAGUAGAACCAUGUUUAAUAAACGCUACCAGGCCUUUCCUUAGAGCUUAUUAUUACUAUUAUUUACCUUGUGUUCCUUCUGCUACUAAAAUCCUAUAAGUUGGUCAAAUUCCCGAAAGGUUUGGUUAAAAGAUGUACAUUUUCAACCAUCUGUGACUUUCUUUAAUAUAUGUGGAAGUCCUAGUUUUGAGCUAUAGGCAUGUGUGUAUAUAACCACUUUUCCAAAGCAUAGAUGGCAUUGCUUAAAGUGUUAAGAGAAACGGCCCAGGUUUUUAAAUAUUUGGGAUGAGCAUCUUUGUGUGCGUGAGUGUUCCUGGCAUGCCUGUGAGGGAAGAGAUAAUCGAGUGUGGGUUGUUGGUUUUGGGUUUUUUUCCCCUUUUAAUUAGCAAUGUUCAUAUUGUAGAAAUUACAGAUUUUAGAAAAUCUUGGGGUUACGUUUUUGCUAGCUCCCGUUAUGUCAGGCCAUCUCGUUAUGCUGUGUCCAGAAGCUUGUGGUCUGAAGGGGAAGGGAAAAAAAUAGUUUUACUCAUGUAUAAAAUAUUUAAAUAGCAAAAAUAAGGGAAAUUCUUUUAAGAAAUCGCUGUCUAAAACCCUGGCUAUAAACUUACAGUGAAAGUGAAGAUGAAUUGCAGGGAGAUCUUUUAAAUGCCGCUAAACUACCUAAUCUGCACUACUAGUAUUGAAGUAAAAGCUCGGCACUAAACUUCAGGGGAAGCGGUUUAGCAGCGGGCAAAUUUCUGUGGUUCACGUUGAGCUAACACCGAGGUUUCGGUGAGCUCAGCUCUAAACAGAAGAGGCUUUGAAUUAUGGACUACGUUUCUUAGGGCUUUAUGGGCUUGGGUCGAUCUUUCUUUCUUUUAUUCUUUUUAAUUUUUUUGUUUGUUUUAUUAGAAGUAAAGCGUCUGUCUUACUAACUCAGAGGUCUCCUUCCCCACUUUUGUGGUAUCUUAAUUCACAUUUGCAUUUAUUAGCACUGGAAAAAAAUAAAUAGAUACUCUAAAGAAAAGUAGCUGCCAUACAAUGCUUCCAGUUUGGGAGGUUUGUUAGUAAAAUAAGAGCAGCGAAAAUAUUUAUUAAUAUAUAUCUUAUAUCUCUUUGUAUUAUAGUGUGUCUGUGUGAGUGUGAGUAUGUUGCUGUGUACAAAUACAGUUGUACACGCAUCGAGGGUCUUUUGUUUGGAAGACAGCUCAAUUUGGGCAACUACUCUGCGUAUUUUAAAAUCCGAAUCUGGAAAAUACUGGGGCAAAAUGGCUACCGCCGCAUUUAGAGGUUUUUGGAUCUUUUUCUCCCAGAGGCAGAAAAAUAACGGUGGCCGUAAAGCCGCGUGGAAUUUGACCCCCUAGUUGGAAAAACGCUGCCCGAUAUUUCUCUUUCAUAGGUACCUGCCAUUUCACAUCGGCAAUAUCCGUCUGCCCCUCGAAACCUCAGGCACGGGAAAAAGGCGGGGGGACGGGAGGGAGAAUAUAUAUAUUUUUUUAAAAAAUGAAUGUAUAGAAGGGUCGCGAGCGCUGCCAACACCCGGCCAUGGAUCGCGCAGGAUUUGUCAACCGAUGUAAAUACGCCUCUCCCGGAGGAGCAAACGGGCACAAAACAGGGCGCUCUCCGCAUACCGGGGUCCCCGGCAGCUGCGACGAGCGACCAAGCUCCGGCCCCACCCUGCGCCCGCUCCCGAGGCCGCUGGCGGCGGCGCCGGGCUCGCUCCGCAGCUCUC
This is a messenger RNA of Colius striatus (speckled mousebird), 2617 nucleotides long. RefSeq names its product homeobox A6 (gene HOXA6). The record is from RefSeq and is a predicted model, not a curated record. Gene Ontology annotation, molecular function: DNA-binding transcription factor activity, RNA polymerase II-specific; RNA polymerase II cis-regulatory region sequence-specific DNA binding. The coding region runs from base 218 to 913 and encodes 231 amino acids. Gene Ontology annotation, biological process: regulation of transcription by RNA polymerase II; anterior/posterior pattern specification. The transcript has 2 exons. Gene Ontology annotation, cellular component: nucleus. Lineage: Eukaryota; Metazoa; Chordata; Aves; Coliiformes; Coliidae.